Molecule: messenger RNA, 5778 nt
Organism: Saxophila tyrrhenica
Lineage: Eukaryota; Fungi; Ascomycota; Dothideomycetes; Mycosphaerellales; Extremaceae
Gene: SPO14
Product: Phospholipase D1
Exons: 2
Coding region: 1-5778 (1925 amino acids)
Biological process (GO): phospholipid catabolic process
Cellular component (GO): intracellular membrane-bounded organelle
Molecular function (GO): D-type glycerophospholipase activity; phosphatidylinositol binding
Source: RefSeq, a predicted model, not a curated record
AUGGCGACGGCGAUGCUGAGCAAGGAGGAGAGCGCGUCGCCUGGCAAUCAGUCGCGCGAGGUAUCGCCACAUUCGAGCCCGAUAUCCCACGAUCAGGAUGGCGGCAUGGCGAAGAAGAGCAAUGGCUACAUACAGUCGCCGCUUCGAUCGUCGCAGCGUAUCAGCAGCACCAUCACGGCCAGCGACUUACCGGAUGUACCCUCUGGAUCCGUCGACAGUCCGCGACCUAAGACAGGAACGAACAGCAUACACUUCGGCAGUGCAGACCUCUCUCCCCACGCGCAAUCCGGCUUUCAAGAUACAAAGUCGGAGGACAUGAGGAAUGGGUUUAGCAGUGGGGAGGUGUCUCCCAAGCGGGUGCCGCGUAAGAGACCACAAACAGCGGGUACAGCAACCCCUCCCGAGAGGAAGAGUGUACAAUUCGCACGAGGGAACACAGACGAGGAGCCCGCAUCACUUGCCACGAGGCCGACAUGGGAGACAGAUGAUGAAGCAGUCGAGGAGAUGCCGGUCAAGGAACGACAAGGCAGCUUCUUUGGCAAGCUUAGAGCACUAGGUUCCUCCUCCCACAUCCGCAACCCAAGCAGCACCGUGGGGUCACCGACUCCGAACGUAGCGUUGUCUCCUCAGUCCGAGCGAAGCGAGCCUUCGUACCCUAUGGAACCCAGCGAGGGCGCCGAGGCCGAUCUAGAGGAAGAAGCCGAAUCCGAGCGUGACGAGGAAGGCGACAACGAGACUGCUAUACAGCCAAGGAGGCGGCGGAAGAGCAAGCGCCCUCGGAUGAGUGGAUCAGAGUCCAAUACUUCUACACCGAAGCAGAAUCGUUUCGAGGCACGCUUUGCUUCCUUUUUACGAGAUCAGCCUUCGUCGCAUGACCCCCAAAGGGGCGGUAAUACUCUUCGAAGACGCAAUACCAUGUCCGACGACAGUGGUGCGGAAAGGGAGAACAACGCCGGCGUCUCAGAAGAUGAAGGCAGAGACCGCAUACGAACUGCGUGGCGAAGAGGCAUCGAAGGCGCAAGAGGACUUAGCUAUGCCGCUCGCAAACCUUCCGAGACUCAAUCACCGGACGCGCGCCGACCAGGAGGUCAUCUACGGCGCAUCACUGGCUUGGGAGGUGGGAACGUCGAUGGAGCGGCCGACUCGCCUCUUCGGUUGAAACCAGACCGCCAGACGACGAGCAGCGCUCAGAAAUGGCGACAAGUCAAAGCAGGGCUCAAGAUGCUGGGUCAGAGGAGGCGAGACGAGAGACUGCGGGUAGACCAUCAGAAGAGCGCACAGCUCAUGGCAGAGCUACUGGCGGGAGCACCGGCAGCAUUGGUCUUUGCAAGCAUGUUCCAGCGCGACGAGCACAAUCACCGCAAGAUCCCGGUGCUACUAGAACAGCUGAAGAUCAGGAUUCCGGACUCAGGAAUAAGGAAAGAGAGCAGCGGCGAUCGACAUUUGGUGUUCAAGGUCGAUCUCGAAUACGGCAAUGGUCCAGCGCGCUUGAAGUGGACUAUCUGGAGAACUCUGAAUGAUUUCGUCAAUCUACAUGUCAAGUAUCAGGCUCAAUCUGCGAGAGACAGAGUGAUACACCCAAGAGGUGGCGCCGGAGACAAGAAGCGGGCGAGAAUGCCACAUUUUCCAAGAAGCGCAUUCCCUUUCGCAAGAAGCUGGCGAGGGCUGUUCGACAAUUUGGUAGACGAGGAAAGUGAAGAGGAGCACGAACCAGAACAGCAAAUGCCAAUGACUCCCGGAGCUUACACGCCAGGUAUACUCGGUAUGGACGCUUUGGAAGGCUUGCCAGAAAGUCCUACGACUCCUGGGGGAUAUCCAUUUACACCGGGACCCGGACUACCUCCCGCGACGCCUGGGCCUAAAAACCCCAUGCAGACACCUGGUUUCGGCCCCCCCUCAGUGAUGAAGCACAAACGUAGGAAGUCGUCCGUCUUCGCACCCGCUGCGCUUCGAAGGAGUAGCACAGCGGAACUCGGGCCCCUGCCAGAGAACCCUGAUGAGCUGGAUAACAGGCAGAAGGAGCUUUACAACAAGAGGCAACGGCGAAAGCUUGAGACAUAUCUCCAGCAGAUGAUUCGAUGGCUCAUCUUCCGCGCUGACAGCACUCGAUUGUGCAAGUUCCUGGAGCUGUCCGCGCUGGCUAUCCGCCUGAGUGCAGAAGGUGGCUUCCAAGGCAAGCAGGGGCUCUUGACUAUCGCCAGUCGACGCCAACAGGAGCUCAGGCAUAGACCGCUGGCUCCGAAGGCGAUCGCUGAUCGGCAUCGGCCGAGAUGGUUCCUGGUCAGGCAUUCGUACAUUGUCUGCGUGGAUGGACCAGAGAGUCUGAACCCAUACGACGUGUUCCUGGUCGACUCGAGCUUCCGGACAGAAAAAGAGAAGAAAAAGAUUUCUGACGCGAAGACGCCCAACCAAAUGGCCAAGGUCGCUGUCGAAAAGAGCGGCGAGGCUGCCGCGCGUGUGCCUGGUCACACAAAGCACCUGAUGAUACGGCUGUACAACUCUGAGCGGAAGCUUAAGCUGCUUGCCAGGACGGAGAGGCAAUACAUGCAGUUCCAAGAGAGUCUUAAUCUGAUGAUGGAGGCGACUGUGUGGAGCAAGAAGCAGCGCUUUGCUUCUUAUGCGCCUAUCCGAAGCAAUGUCUGGUGUCGAUGGCUGGUCGAUGGGAGAGAUCACAUGUGGCAGGUCUCGCGCGCGAUCGACAAUGCGAAGGACUUCGUCUACAUUCACGACUGGUGGUUGUCGCCUGAGCUGUACAUGCGAAGACCGGCUGCGAUCUCGCAGAAGUGGCGGCUGGAUCGGUUGUUGCAGAGGAAGGCCGAGGAGGGUGUCAAGAUCUUCGUGAUCGUUUACAGGAACAUCGAGUCUGCUAUCCCUAUCGACUCGGAAUAUACGAAGUGGAGCUUGCUAGACCUGCACGAGAACAUCUGCAUCCAGCGCAGUCCGAACCAGUUCCGACAAAAUCAGUUCUUCUGGGCUCACCACGAGAAGCUGGUGGUCGUUGACAACAUGAUGGCGUUCGUGGGCGGUGUGGAUCUCUGCUUUGGUCGAUGGGAUGAUCCAUGUCACUCGCUGACGGACGACAAGCUUACUGGGUUUGAGCUGAGCCACGAAGGUCCGAGAGACAGCGAGCACUGCCAAGUUUGGCCUGGCAAGGACUACAGCAAUCCACGCAUCCAGGACUUCUAUGCUCUCGACCGACCCUACGAAGAGAUGUACGAUCGGACGAAGGUGCCGAGAAUGCCAUGGCACGAUAUCGCGAUGCAGAUCGUUGGUCAGCCGGCACGUGAUGUUGGCCGACACUUCGUUCAGCGGUGGAACUACAUUCUGCGGUCGCGGAUACCAUCCCGACCGACACCUGUGCUAAUUCCACCUCCCGAAUACGAACAGUUGGAGCUCGAGAAUCUAGGCAUGACCGGUACUUGCCAGGUGCAGAUCCUCCGCAGCUGUUCUGCUUGGAGCAUCGGCACGCCUGGCAAGACAGAGCACAGCAUCAUGAACGCCUACUGCCAUCUCAUCUCGACGAGCCAGCACUUCGUGUACAUUGAGAAUCAGUUCUUCAUCACUUCCUGCACGGUCGAGGGAGCUACGAUCCACAAUAAGAUCGGCGACGCCUUGGUCGAGCGCAUCAUCCGUGCUCACGACGAGGGCGAAGACUGGGGCUGCUGCAUCGUCAUCCCGCUCAUGCCCGGUUUCCAGAACAGCGUCGACAGCCAAGACGGCACGAGCAUACGGCUGAUCAUGCAGUGCCAAUUCCGCUCGAUCUGCCGUGGCGACACGAGCAUUUUCGGCAGGCUGAGGGAUAAGGGCAUUCAUCCUGAAGACUACAUCCGCUUCUACUCGCUUCGGCAAUGGGGCAAGAUUGGGCCAAGGAAGUGCUUGACGACUGAGCAGUUGUACAUUCAUGCCAAAUGCAUGGUUGUAGACGACCGAUCUGUCAUCAUUGGGUCUGCGAACAUCAAUGAGCGGUCUAUGCUGGGUUCGCGUGACUCUGAAGUCGCUGCUAUUGUCACCGACAUGCGCAUGCUACCGUCGUUCAUGGGUGGUGAGCCAUUCGAAGUUGGCGAGUUCGCGCAUACCCUUCGCAAACGCCUUAUGCGAGAGCAUCUCGGUGUUGACGUGGACGCUGUCUACCGCCGCGAGCAAGCUUCACGAGAACGCGAAGAGCAAGACGCCGAGAUGGCGCGCAUCUACCGGGAGGAGGUGGUGUCUCACAGUGAAGAGGCACUGGACUACUUUUCUGCUGGCAGGCCUAGCCAUCUUGCAGUGCCGGAGCAGCUGGCGCCAGCGUCGCGAAAUUUGGAGACCAGCUCUAGCUCUGAAGGGAACGUUAGCAACGGCCUCGACGGCACGACCAGGGUUGGGUCCAAAACGAGCUUGGGAACUCACUCGGACAAGGAGCGGCGUGGGAAUGUGAGCAAGAUGGAGCAUCAGCACGAUCUGGAUGUUGAUGGCUUUGGAUUUGACAAUAUGAGGGCUUUGAACGAUGCGGGCGAUGUUGGUUUGACGGAUUCGUUCAUUGAUGCUCGCGGCCGUGAGAUCCUUCUCAAAAAAGAUGCGCCUGACGCUGAGCGUGUCCGCAAUUUUGAGAAGCAUGAGCAGACACAGACUGCACAGCAGGAGGAAGAGAAGAAGCUUGCUGAAGUGCCAUCCAUACAGCCGCCUUAUCUGACGGAGAGAACAGACACCUACGCCCUGGGUUUGGCUCCUCGACACACACUGCCGGAACUGCCUGCAAUGGACGACACAGACAUCGGCGGCCCAGCACUCACGCGCGGCGAAUCAAGCCUAGCCAACCGUGGCAAAUUCAUCAACCCGCUCUUCCACACCCUCCGUCGUCCCGAAGUCAACGAAGACUGCAUGACCGACCCCCUAACCGCAACCUUCUACCACGACAUCUGGCACGCCGUCGCGGAGAACAACACCAAGAUCUACCGCGCCGUCUUCCGCUGCAUGCCCGACAGCGAAGUCACGGACUGGCGCACGUACGAGCGCUUCAACGAGUACAACGAGCGCUUCAUGGCGGCCCAAGGGCUCGGGCAAAGCACGCCGAAAUCCCCUAAGGACGCGCCUGAUAAGAGCGGGCCGCCUGGUUCGGGGGGCACGGAGACGCUGAGCUCAUUGAGUGAUGUUGCGCAGAACGUGGCGUCGAGUAUGGCGAAUAAUGAUAGUAGUGGUAGGGUCAGAUCGAAGAGUGUUUUGAGUGGGCUAGUGGAUAAGUUUAGGCCUGGGAGCAGGAACGACGAGUUGACGCAUGUGGAGGAGAUGCAUGAGGAGGAGAAGGCGAAUGAGCCUUUGACGGCUCGCAGCUCACCUGCUUCGGGGGCUUCGAGUGUACCCACCGCUGUGCCGUCGCCUCAGCCGGGGGCGGUGGACGAGAAGGAGGCGCAGAAGGUUGCUGAUCAGGCUGAGCAGCCGCAGGAGUCGAAGGCUGCGCCGGAGCAGAUGGACGAGAAGCAGGCUGUCAAGGAGGAGGAUUUCGCGAACGUGGAGCGCAAGCGGACGGUGCAGUACUCGGAGAACGUGAACAAUGCUUCCGAGACCACGGCCACUCAGUCAAAUCCCAUGGGCAGCCAGAAGAGGCGGCGACGUGGGACGACGAAAAGUAAUGGUCGUCCGACUGUCGAGGAAGUCAUGGGGAGGGAGGAGGCGGAGGCGCUGUUGAAUAUGAUACAGGGGCAUCUCGUGCUUUGGCCUCAUGAGUGGCUCGAGAAGGAAGAACGAGGCGGCAACUGGCUUUACAACAUCGAUCAACUGGCGCCGUUGGAGAUUUACGAUUAG